Molecule: messenger RNA, 652 nt
Organism: Cuscuta europaea
Lineage: Eukaryota; Viridiplantae; Streptophyta; Magnoliopsida; Solanales; Convolvulaceae
Source: the annotation of a GenBank genome assembly
GUCGGGUAUGGUGACCUGGACAUCACAACUUUUCUGCCCGAGGAAAAGCUGAAGGACUUGGGCUUCGUCUUCUUUACUGAGGUUCCUGAUGAAGAUGAAGGGGCUACCGUUGGUGGUGAGUCUCAACACGCUGCGCAAGUCGAUGCUCGGGAGGAAGCCGACAUUGUUGCGGCUAUUGUUGCGUCCUUGGCCAUGGGACAGGGCUCGGGUGAUGGCCCCACUGCUUCCGAUGUGUUUGCCCCCCAGUCGUCAAGUGAGAAGAGGGCUUUUUCCCAUAUGUCCCCUCCCAGGCCUGAGUCUUCAGAGGAUGAGGAGCAUUCGUUGGAGAGGAAGAAACGCUCAGGGGAGGCGUCUGCUCCUGGGGUUGCUAGCUCUGCAGGAAUGGCAGAUCCUGCAAAAGUUGGAGUUGAGCCUGUCAGGAAAAGGGCAGAUCCUACAAAGGUUGAUUUGGCUUCCUCCUCUAAACCUUCUGGGGUUGCUGGCUCCGCAGGAAUGGCAGAUCCUGCAAAAGUUGGAGUUGAGCCCGUCGAGAAAAGGGCAGAUCCUGCAAAGGUUGAUUUGGCUUCCUCCUCUCAACCUUCUGUGGUUUCUCCAGGUAGUGCCAGCCUGUUCGACCUACUUGACCAGGCACAAGGGAGCAGGAGAAUGAAGA